Messenger RNA from Humulus lupulus (European hop), 441 nucleotides. RefSeq lists its product as uncharacterized. Bases 1 to 441 code for a protein of 146 amino acids. The record is from RefSeq and is a predicted model, not a curated record. The transcript has a single exon. NCBI's taxonomy places the organism in Eukaryota, Viridiplantae, Streptophyta, Magnoliopsida, Rosales, Cannabaceae.
AUGGUUUCUGGCUCUGUGUUAUCCUUACAUGAUGGGUCUCCCUUAGCUGAUGGGUCUGAAUAUCGAAACAUAGUUGGUGCAGUUCAAUAUUGCACCUUUACGCGUCAUGAUAUAGCAUAUUGUGUCAGUAAGCUAUGUCAAUUCAUGCACCAACCAAUUGGUGCUCAUUGGUUUGUAGUGAAACACUUACUCCGAUAUCUCAAAGGUACGCCUCACUUUGGUCUUCAUUUUCAAAAGUCUUCUGAUUUCUCUCUUCACUGCUACACCAAUGCGGAUUGGGCCUCUUGCCCGAAUGAUAGCCGUAGUACCAGUGGAUAUUGCAUUUUUCUUUGGGGCAAUCUUGUCUCUUGGUCUUCAUUAAAUAGGAGGUUGUCUCCCGCUCCAGCAUGGAAGCUGAAUAUUGAAACAUUGCCAAUUGUACAGAUGAAAUUACUUGGUUAA